Ixodes scapularis (black-legged tick) is the source of this 882-nucleotide messenger RNA. RefSeq names its product myosin-2 essential light chain (gene Mlc-c). The record is from RefSeq and is a predicted model, not a curated record. Gene Ontology annotation, cellular component: myosin II complex. The transcript has 5 exons. Lineage: Eukaryota; Metazoa; Arthropoda; Arachnida; Ixodida; Ixodidae. Bases 183 to 638 code for a protein of 151 amino acids. Gene Ontology annotation, molecular function: myosin heavy chain binding; calcium ion binding.
ACGUUUAGUCGAUGACACACCCUGACGCAUUCUCGGCGGUAUACCGCAUCCCGUUCUGUCUAGGGCGUCGCGGUUUCCUACUGAUUUAGAGACAAAACACCGACGGCAGCUAAGGUUAAACGCGCCGUUCUCCGUCAGUCUGUCCGUGUUGGUGCCAGUCGCUCGUAACUGAAACUCGCAACAUGGUGUUCGUUCGAAGAGGCCACUUCAAUUUCCCGGAACUUGACUACCAAGAGGCGUUCUCCCUGUUCGACAACCGAGGAGAUGGCAAGAUCAACAUCUCCCAGCUGGGCGACGUGCUGCGCGCCCUGGGUCAGAAUCCCACAGAGGCCGAGGUCAAGAAGUGCUGCCACCAACUGAGACCCGAUGAGCGGAUCAGCUUCGACGUUUUCCUGCCGAUCCUGCAGACCAUCAGCAAGAACCGAAGCACGGACACGGCCGAGGACUUCAUUGAGGGCCUGCGCCACUUCGACAAGGACGGCAACGGCUACAUCAGCUCAGCCGAGCUCAGGCACCUGCUCACCACCCUGGGUGAGAAACUGACAGACGAUGAAGUGGAGCAGCUGUUGGCUGGACAAGAAGACUCCCAAGGGAAUGUCCACUAUGAAGACUUUGUGAAGAUGGUGAUGAACGGCUGAGCUAAAAAAAGACCCCGGUGUUGCCAGAGGAGCAUGGGCCCACCAUUUUGUAGUCCACUGCAAAAGGCCCCUUGUGGAUUUGGGGGAGGGGGGGGGGGGGUUGCUUUUCAUUCCAAAAUUAAAAAUGAGGAUCAAUUUUUAAAUGCAGCUGCAGUGGCAGUUUUGUGGCUUUGGCAUAUUUACUGGGGCUUCCAGGGUUUCUAUUUAUAUAUGAGUGCUUCGGAAAUAAAAUUGUUUUUGAGAA